CAAUGGCUCAUCUGAAGCUUCUUCUUCUUCUUCUGUGUGUUGGCAUCACAGUCAGCACAGGAGUAGAUUUGCACAAAAGGAUCUAUGGAGGCCAAAAGUGUCCAGACUCUGAGCGUCGGUAUCACGUGAAACUAAAGGCAAAACAUGGAACAAGUGGAAAAACAGUAUAUCUCUGUGGUGGCUCACUGAUCCAUGAACGGUGGAUUCUGACUGCAGCCCACUGCUGGGAAAAUGAAACUGGAUGGAAUAUAGAUGACGUUGUUCAGGUGGCAGGCUUUGGGAAUUACCAGGUAGAUAAGAACAACAAUGACAUCCCUGGCCAACCACCUCAUCUAAAGUGUGCAAACAUGCAUGUUGUUGACUGUGAGCCUACCAGAAAAUCUAAAUGUAAUUCAAAUGUGCCAUAUAACAACAGGCUGUGUCUGAAAGAACCUAAUGUAGAUACACGUGGGGGUGAUUCUGGUGGUGGAGUGAUUUACAACAACAUGAUUUAUGGUGUAAUCAAGGGCGGUGGUGUACAUGCCUGUACCAGACCAGCUGUUACUGUGAAUGUCUGUCCUUACAUGAACUGGAUAAACCAGAAAAUUGCUCAAAAUAAUGGGAAAUAACUGAAUGAAAAUAACAUUCAGAAUAAACAAUCAUCUCUACAUGAAA
This is a messenger RNA of Neolamprologus brichardi, 654 nucleotides long. NCBI's taxonomy places the organism in Eukaryota, Metazoa, Chordata, Actinopteri, Cichliformes, Cichlidae. The record is from RefSeq and is a predicted model, not a curated record.